This is a messenger RNA of Suillus discolor, 1228 nucleotides long. RefSeq lists its product as uncharacterized. The coding region runs from base 68 to 1024 and encodes 318 amino acids. The transcript is spliced from 9 exons. Lineage: Eukaryota; Fungi; Basidiomycota; Agaricomycetes; Boletales; Suillaceae. The record is from RefSeq and is a predicted model, not a curated record. Gene Ontology annotation, molecular function: urate oxidase activity. Gene Ontology annotation, biological process: purine nucleobase catabolic process; urate catabolic process. Gene Ontology annotation, cellular component: peroxisome.
CAAGUUGAACGAGGUCUUGAACGUUGGAAGACCAACUGAAACUGCGAGCCUAGCACUGUUGCCGAUAAUGUCUGAAUCAAUUCUCACAAACGCUCGAUAUGGCAAGGACCUCGUUCGCCUCUUUCGUGUUGUUCGGGAUGGCGAGUUUCACCAAGUCGUGGAAUAUAAUGUCAGAGUACUCCUAGAAGGCGAGAUCGAGACAAGCUACACGGUUGCAGACAACUCCGUUAUUGUUGCAACAGACUCUAUGAAGAACAUCACAUAUUAUCUUGCCAAGAUUUCACCCCACAUCCUCAGCCCAGAACGGUUCGCAUUGCAUCUUGGAACUUACAUCGUUUCCAAGUAUGCGCAUAUAAACCGUGCAUUCGUUACCUUGGAGAAGUUACGUUGGUCUCGCAUUGCCUUGAGUGCAAAUGACCAUCCGCACCCGCAUUCGUUCAUUAGAGACGGGAAUGACAUACAGACGGUCGAGGUCGAGGUCGAUGCCUCUGCUGGCAAGGACAAGCUCUCAGCUAAAGUAACAUCGGGAAUUACCGAUCUCUUGGUGCUCAAGUCGGGUGGUUCUGCGUUUCAUGGAUACAUCCGCGAUGAGUACACCACGCUGCAGGAAGUGGACGAUCGUGUUUUGUCAACCUCCGUGGACCUGACUUAUACAUUCGCGCCCUUAUCGCUCAUCUCCCCCGCUGAUGACAAGAAACUCGGUUUCAUCGUCCCAGAGGGCUUCGCCCUCGGAGGUGUUUGGGAUGCAGUUAAUGUUGCGACGCGGGCGAGAACUGCGACGCUCGAUAUUUUUGCCCUGGAUUCCAGCGCUAGUGUGCAAGCAACGUUGUUUAAGAUGGGGCAACGCGUCAUCGCGGAGAACGCGGGCGUUGAGUCCGUCACGUACAACCUGCCAAACAAGCACUAUAUCCCAGUUAAUAUGGCGUACAUUGGAGUGGAUAACACUACACCGGCGAAUGCUGAAGUGUUCGUGCCCGUCUCCGCACCAAGCGGGUUGAUCUCCGCCACGAUCUCGCGCAAAUAGGUGACAUCAAAUGGCGUCACACGCUAAAUUGCCAGCAUUGUCUUGACGACGGGAACGGCAAUUUGUUUAGGUUUUCGAACUUUUAUUUUGAUUUUUAGGGAAGAUGAUGUGGAGGAUGAAGAAUGGAGAGGAUGAUUUGGAAGAAGGUCAGAGUUGUAGGAUGAACAGAACCUAUAAUGAAUGGAAUGACAGUUAGGAGAGAGA